Molecule: messenger RNA, 2160 nt
Organism: Chlorella variabilis
Lineage: Eukaryota; Viridiplantae; Chlorophyta; Trebouxiophyceae; Chlorellales; Chlorellaceae
Exons: 18
Coding region: 1-2160 (719 amino acids)
Cellular component (GO): lysosome
Molecular function (GO): cysteine-type endopeptidase activity
Source: RefSeq, a predicted model, not a curated record
AUGUCUGCGGGGUGCGCCAGCCGCCUGCUGGGGGCAACGGCGCCCAGCCGCCCGCCCACGCCGCCGCCGCGCGACAUGCCACAGCUGCGCCCGCUGGCGCCAUGCCUGGGCCUGCUGCUCCUGCUGGCACUGGUGCUGGGCAGCAGCGGCGCUGGGGCGUCUGGCAACGACCUGAACAUCCAGAUUCAAGUGGGGAUCGACACAGACUACAUCGGCAGCCCCGCCAACCUGACGGUUGACCCAUCACUGCUGGCGCUCAUCCCACAGCACCUCGACAUCAGGCCGCGGUACAACCUCGUGUACCGCUUCACCGUCCCCUUCAAGCCGAUGGCGGGCAUGUGUGUGGGCGUGCAGCAGGGCAGGAACGUGUCUGUGUCAGGCACGGCCUCCACCACGGUGCCCGGCUUCCCGCCCCGGCAGAUCUCUUCCAACGACACGCUGUGGGUGCUGGGCGCCACAGCCCCCUGCAACUCCACCCUUCAGGACACCGGCUCCCAAGCUGCGCCCGCCACCUUCCAGGCCCUGGCGCAGCGCAGGGUGUCUGCAGACGUGCCCGCAAACAUCAGCUACCAUGUGCUGUUCUGCAACCAGGGCGACGAGUACUGCCUGCUGUACCGCAUCACCAAGUGGGCCUGCUACGAGGGGCGUUGCCGAGUCUCGCCAGACCGCUCCCUGGCCCUGGCGCCCCUCCAGCUCUUCAACUACACGUCGGCGUCAGACAUGGAACGCACCUUUGGCUUCCUAGCCGGCCUCAUCCAGCUGGGGUACAGCGACGCCUUCAUCAAGUCGGUGUACCGCGAGUGGCAGCUGUACUGCGGAAUAGAGUACUCAACAACAGACGCGCUGAAUUCCUUCUACACCAAAUUCAAGGAGACCAUAGCCGUGAUUUACAACAAGGCCAAGGACAAUGUGGAUGAGUCCAUCCCAGGGCUGACCAUCUUUUCGGACUACUCCCAGGCCGACUAUGCAGACCUGGUGCUAACCACGGUGCCGCCGCCCCAGAACGGCACCGCCAACGGCACCAGCUCUGGCAGGCGCCGCUCGCUGGCAGCGGCGGGCGGCGCGCGGCGCCGGCUGCUGGCUGACCUGCCGGCCAGAUUUGACUGGCGGGACAAGGGCAAGGUCACGGAUGUCAAGGACCAGAGCGUGUGCGGCAGCUGCUGGGCCUUUGCGGCCACUGCCUCUAUCGAAUCCAAGCUGCUGAUUGAGCUGGGGCUGACCGCCGAGCGAGCUGGGAACCUGGACCUCAGCGAGCAGCAAGCGGUGUCUUGCACCGACUGGGACUGCAACGGCGGCCACUCGGUGGAUGUGUUCAGCAUGGGGGAGUCGCUGCGGGUGCUGCCGGAGGCGGAGUGGGCCUACGCCAGCGGCCUGAGCCUGCUGAAAGGAUCGUGCGAUGUUAAGGCGAGGGCCGCCUCCAACCCGGGCAUCGAGGUGACUGUGGAGGGGUAUGACGAGUACUGGUGGCCGCCUCAGACCAGGGAGCACCUCAUGGAGCUGCUGGUCACUCAGGGCCCCAUCGUUGUGUACAUGGACGCCACCAGCCUGCAGUGGUACUCCUCCGGUGUGGUCAAGGCCUCUGAGUGCUCCUCCAACUACAACCACGUGGUGCUGCUGGUGGGGUACGACACGAGCGACGCAGGCGGCGCCGGCUCCUGGAUCCUCAAGAACAGCUGGUCCAAGUGGUUUGGCGACGACGGCUUCUUCCGCCUGUCGAUGGAGGAGGGCAGCAACGGCUACGGCACCUGUGGCGUCUUCACAUUUGCCUUCUACCUGAGGGGCGUGGCGCUGACGCGGGGCGCGCUGACCGCCACCACGGCCCUCGCCUCCCCCGCAACCUCGCCCGCCGUCCCCAAGACCUCCGCGACCUCGCCCUCCUUCUCCGAAGCCUCCGCCACGUCCCCGGCCCCCAAAACCGCCGCCCCGCCCCCGAACCCCAAGACCGCCGCCCCGCCCCCGACCCCCAAGACCGCCGCGCCGCCCCCGACCCCCAAGACCGCCUCCCCGCCCACGUCCCCCAUCGCCCCGCCCGCCGCGGCCGCCGCCACGCCCCAAGCCGCCACGUCCACCACCAAAGCCGCGACUGCCGCGUCCGCCGCCGCCGUCCAGGACGAGAGCGAACGUUCGGAGGAGGCUGUGAAGGGGCGCCAUUGUCUCUGA